AUUUUUUGGAGAUACGGAUGACAAUGCAAAGCCCCGUCGGAAAAACUUCAUCAGAUACGAUGCGAAUCGUUAUAUAUACCCCUUCUACUUUUCUCAUCUCGCAUCCCAAUUCUCUAGCAUACCUCUGCUUAAUUUGAACAGCAACGCAAUCAUUAUGCAACAAGCAAAUUCAAUGGAGGAGAUGAGGCCAAGAUGUUGUGUGCAGCUCAAGUUAGAUGUUGUUGGAGCAACACUUAUUGCUCUUCAGCCUGGCUCCAAAGGCAGUUUGUUUGUUCGGUAUUAUCUGAACAAGAAGAUAGCAGUUAAUACGAAGGAGGUUGAGGCUUCCCCAGAGCCCCACUGGGGAGAAACAUUCUGCUUGGAAUGUGGGGGAAAAGGAAUGGAUGAAAUAUUGUCUGCACUGAUAAAGGAGUCAGAGUCGGUUGUAUUUGAAGUGAGGUGGAGGAGAAGAAGAGAAAUAUUUGGAGGAUCGAAGAGCAAAGUUCUGGGUCGGCUUGAAGUUUCGUGGAAGGAGUUAUUGUCAUCGCCCACUCUUUCGCUAAGUAAAUGGUUUUCAUUGGAGAAAGAGGGGAAAAAAGAUGUGCCUUUGCCACUUCUUACUCCUGCUUUGCAGAUUGCAAUGUCGGUUACAGUUGCAGCAGAAACAGUUGGACACAAAAUUAGCAAAUGCAGAGAGGAGAGCAGAAAUGUGAGCAGGCGUUUAAGACGUUUGGAACGGGAUGAGUGUGGGUGUGGAGGAGAGAUGUGUAGGGCUGAUUAUGAGGGUCAUUUGUUUGGUCAAGUUUAAAGGAAAUGAGCUAUGCCUUUUCUUCUUUCAGCGGAAUGCAAGGACAUACUUUCCUUUGCUUUCAGCGGAAAGCAAGGAGAGUGUUUCCAUGGCAGGAUCAAUUUUGCGUGGCCUAGAAAGGGCAAGCCCACUAAAAUCCCAUGAACUGAAAUAUUGUACAAACGUGGGUAGUCCAGUCUGCCAGGCAGCCCUCUGCCUCUUCUUAAGGCCAUCAUAGGGUUCGUUGGUCUAGUUCUGAUAAGUUUUUCUUGUAUACGAUAUGAUGAGAUCUAGAUGUAAAAGGGAAUUAAUCCCCAUGUAAAGCAUAACAAUGUAAUUUCCUCCACGGAC
Messenger RNA from Cryptomeria japonica (Japanese cedar), 1117 nucleotides. RefSeq lists its product as uncharacterized. The record is from RefSeq and is a predicted model, not a curated record. NCBI's taxonomy places the organism in Eukaryota, Viridiplantae, Streptophyta, Pinopsida, Cupressales, Cupressaceae. The transcript has a single exon. Bases 155 to 787 code for a protein of 210 amino acids.